Oryzias latipes (Japanese medaka) is the source of this 1861-nucleotide messenger RNA. RefSeq names its product osteoclastogenesis associated transmembrane protein 1 (gene ostm1). NCBI's taxonomy places the organism in Eukaryota, Metazoa, Chordata, Actinopteri, Beloniformes, Adrianichthyidae. The record is from RefSeq and is a predicted model, not a curated record. Gene Ontology annotation, cellular component: cytosol.
UGAGUCACAUGAUCUCUGUGGCCGAAAACGAGGAAGUCAUUGGUUGUUUUGGGGUGGCAACAAAAGUCUCCUCGGCGUCUCUUUCUCGUAAUGUCGCCCUGCGGAAAUUGUUUGAUUUUUGUGUUUUUUGUAAUAAAUAUUUGCGCGUUUGUAAACUGUGACGAAGGGACGUCUUUAGAUUCGGGGGACCAGGUAAGACCUGACUCGCCGGGUUUACCCCGCGUCCCCAGCUCUCUUCUUGCGGACUCGUUUGUCCCCCUCAGUUUGAUGUCUUCCUUCCCUGAGGACCUGGAGAUCAGCAACUACUGCCUGGAGUUGCUAAGUAUCUUCAGCCAGCGUUACUCUGACUAUGUGAAGUGCUUGGUUCCUGCUGCUAGACCCGUCAGGGUUUGCAUGAAGUGCUACUCUGGUUAUGGGAGUCUGCUGAACGCCUACAUGAACAUCUCAUCCGACCAGAUGGGUCCUGGUAAUGAGAGCUGCAGGGACAGCCUGAUGCGCAGCGACCGGCUGAUGCUGGUUUACGUGCUCUUCAGCAACAUGCAGGAUCUCUGGGAAAAAUCCAACUGUGACUUUUGCAUCACUGAGAAGUUCCAGGGGGUAAAUAACGAGACAACGCAUUUUAUGAAGAACCUCAACCAAACGCUCAGCUGCUUUGAAAAGUACCAGCAGGGGAACCACACGGAACUUUGCAAAAACUGUAAGAGCUCAUACAAGGGGUUAAAUGAGCUUUACAGCAGCAUGGAGAAGACUCUGUGCAUUGACGUUGAAGAUGCGAUGAACAUGACUCGUAUUCUGUGGAGCAAGAACUUUAACUGCUCCAUGCCUCGUGGCGAGACCGUGCCGGUCAUUGCUGUGUCCAGCUUUAUGCUCUUUCUGCCCAUCAUCUUCUACCUGAGCAGCUUCCUUCACUCUGAGCAGAAGAAACGCAAGCUCAUCCAUCCGAAGCGGAUGAAGUCGUACUCCAGUCUGAUGAACAUUCAGGACAAGCGGAGCUGAAAGGAAGCGGCUGAACACGUUCGAGUCUACCUGAUGAGUCUAGAGGAGUGAAUAGCAGCCCGCCCUGCAGUUUCUUUUGUACCAAACAGUAUUCAGAGGCCUACAUGAAGUAAAAAAAGCAAACAAAAAACAUGUUGAACAGCAGCGCACAUGCAUGCAGUUUUAACAUGCACUAACUUUGGGAACAUCAGUCAUUUUUCAUGAAGUCCUCUCUUUGUAACGCACAAACCUAUGCAGAAUUUUUAUCCUUUUUGUGAUUGUUUUUGUUGAAAUAUGCUUUAGGAAUACAAAUCAAUGUGCAUUCAACUUUACAACUUCUAACCAGGCAUUGGUUAAUGAAUGCUUUUGGGGCUCCUAAUCCUCUAAUGGGCUUUCCUUCCUUUUUAACUUUCACAAUCUUCUGGUCAUUUCAUCCUGCAGUCAGUGGAUGGAAUGAAGGGUUUGAAUCCUGUGUGUGUGUGUGUGCGUGAGUGUGCACGUCUGCUCUAUUUAUGGAGGAAGAAAUGGGUUUUCUGUCUCUAAUGUAUGUGCAGAAGAGACUUGCAAAAAGGAAGCACUUGAUAUCCAUUAGUGGUGACAUGUAUCUGCUGUAAUAGGUGGUGGAGGGGGCCGCACGUUGGUGGGGUUGGAAGUAAAUAAAGACAUGACACACCAUGCAAGACCACUCCAAAGGACCACAAUAUGAUGUCACCUGUUUUUUAGUCAGUUUUCUUUUGUGGUUGCAUAAAGCUUUUAAUGUGCUUCCUUGUCAUUUUUCCACUGAUGUGUGAUUUGUUAAAAGUUUCUCUGCAGAGAUGAGGAAUAUGCUGUGAAGUAAUGUACACUGAUGCAUAAGCCUAAAUAAAUGGCUUUAUGGCAAACUGAA